AUGAGCACCUCACACCGGGGGAUCACCGUCCGAGCGUUCCAGGACCUGAUCCGCGAGCGCUAUUACCAGACCGACGCCGCUCGCGGCGCGAGCGGGACGUUCCUGUGGUUCGCGGAGGAAUUCGGCGAGCUGGCGUCCGCCAUCGCGGCGUCCCAGAAGGGCGAGGCGAUGUCGCCUGAAGAGCGGGCGAAUCUGGAAGAGGAGUUCGCGGACGUGAUCGCCUGGCUCGCGACGCUCGCGAACAUCACGGGGGUGGACCUCGAAUCCGCGCUGUCCAAGUACACCACGCCGGGGCGGGUGGAGGGGGUCAAGGCGGCCGAGAAGGGGUGGGACGCGCUGCUCAUGCCGUUCGUGUGCGCCGGGGACCCCUCGCUCGAAGUGACCGAGCGGUGCCUUGUCGAGUUCCCGCGGGCCGGGGCGUCGAUCGUGGAGGUGGGCAUCCCGUUCAGCGACCCGAUCGCGGACGGGCCGACGAUCUCCUCGGCGAUGCACCGGGCGUUGGGGUCGGGGGUUGGCGUGCGUGACGUGCUCGGGGCGGUCAAGCGGGCGCGGUCGGGGACGGACGCGGCGUUCGUGGCGAUGGUUUCGUGCUCGAUCGCGCGCCGGUUCGGGGCGGGGGCGUUCGCCGGCAUGCUCGCGGGGGCGGGGUUCGACGGGGUGAUCUACCCGGACCUUCCGCUCGAAGAGUCGGAGCCGUUCGCGGCCCCGGCGCGGUCGGCCGGCCUCACGGUGAGCCUGCUGGUCUCGCCGGCGACGCCCGGUGGGCGGGCCCGAUCGAUCGCGGGGGCGUCGAGCGGGUUCGUGUACGCGAUGGCGCGGGUGGGGAUCACGGGCGGGGAGGGCUCGGGCGGCCCCGGUGAUCUUUCGGGGUACCUGGGCGGGCUCCGGGAGGCGUCCGGCGUGCCGGUGGCGUGCGGUUUCGGGGUGAGCAGCGCGGAGGAGGUGCGCGCGGUCGCGCGUCUCGCGGACGGGGUGAUCGUGGGCUCGGCGAUCGUGAAGGCGAUGGCCACGGCGCACGGGCGCGGAGAAGACGCGUCGGGUGCGGGGAUCGAGCUGGUUCGGUCGCUGGCGUCGGCGGCGCACGGGGCGUGCGCGCCGUGGAGAAGCAUGAACGAGUUCAACGCACGGACGGUCGCACUCAACCACGUUGCCGGUUGGGAGCAGGAGCACGAUUUCUCCGGCCCACCUACGACGCGUGAGGGGGCGGACAAGCUGUUCGGGCGGGACGUGUUCUCGCUGAAGGUGAUGCGCCAGCGGCUGCCGAAGGAGGUUUUCCGGCACGUCUCCAAGACGAUCCGCGAGGCGAAGCCGCUCGACCCGAGCGUGGCGAGCACGGUCGCGAACGCGAUGAAGGACUGGGCGAUCGAGAACGGCGCGACGCACUACACGCACUGGUUCCAGCCGCUGACGGGUCUGACGGCGGAGAAGCACGACGCGUUCCUGUCGGUCGAUGGCCAGGGCAACGCGAUCAGCGAGUUUUCCGCGAGCCAGCUGGUGCAGGGCGAGCCGGACGCCUCGAGCUUUCCCUCGGGCGGGGUGCGGGCGACGUUCGAGGCGCGCGGGUACACCGCGUGGGACCCGACGAGCCCGGUCUUCCUGCGUCGGGUGGGCAAGAGCGUGACGCUGUGCAUCCCGACGGCUUUCGUCUCAUUCAACGGCGAGGCGCUGGACAAGAAGACCCCCCUGCUGCGGUCGAUCGACGCGGUCUCCGAGCAGGCGAUGCGGGUGGUGAAGUUCUUCAGCCCGCAGUCGCGUGCGACGCGCGUGUACUCGACGUGCGGCGCCGAGCAGGAGUACUUCCUGCUCGACCGGCACCUGUACCUGGCCCGCCCGGACCUGACGCUCUGCGAGCGGACGCUCUUCGGGGCCUCGUCGCCCAAGGACCAGCAGCUGGACGAUCACUACUUCGGGACGAUCGCGGACCGCGUGCAGGCGUACAUGGAGGACUGCGAGCGUGAGCUGUACCUGCUCGGCGUCCCGGUGAAGACGCGUCACAACGAGGUGGCGCCGGCGCAGUUCGAGAUCGCGCCGAUGUUCGAGCACGCGAACGUGGCGUGCGACCACCAGCAGCUCGUGAUGCGGGUGCUCCGUUCGCGGGCACACCGUUUCGGGCUCGAGUGCAUCCUGCACGAGAAGCCCUUCGCGGGCGUGAACGGCUCGGGCAAGCACGUGAACUGGUCGCUCUCGACGAACACGGGCGUGAACCUGCUCGACCCGCGUGACGAGACGCACUCGAACAUGCAGUUCCUGGUGUUCCUCUGCGCGGUGAUCCGCGCGGUGGACCUGCACUCGGGGCUGCUCCGGGCGUCGAUCGCGAACCCGGGCAACGACCACCGCCUGGGCGCGAACGAGGCGCCGCCGGCGAUCAUCUCGAUCUUCCUGGGCGACAUGCUCCAGGACAUCAUCGAGCAGAUCGAGAAGGGGACGCCGAAGUCGACCAUGAAGGGCUCGCGGCUGGACCUGGGGGCGAACUCGCUCAUGCAGAUCCCGCAGGACACCGGCGACCGGAACCGGACGUCCCCCUUCGCGUUCACGGGCAACAAGUUCGAGUUCCGCGCGGUGGGGUCGAGCGCCUCGAUCGCCUGGCCCAACACGGUGCUCAACACGAUCGUGGCCGAAUCGAUCGACCACAUCAUCAGCGAGCUGGAAACCGCGGCGGGCAAGGACCCGACGGACGCCAAGAAGAAGUCGGCGGUGAAGCGGGUGCUCAAGGACGUGAUCAAGAAGCACAAGCGCGUGAUCUUCUCGGGCGACAACUACACGGAGGCGUGGGCGAAGGAAGCCGAGAAGCGCGGGCUCCCGAACCUGCGUGACACCCCCGCGGCGCUCGCGAUGCUCGCGGAGAAAUCGAGCAAGGACGUCUUCAAGAAGUACCACGUGCUGAGCAACGUCGAGCUCAACGCCCGGCGCUUGAUCCACCUGGAGCAGUACGCGAAGCGCAUCCACAUCGAGGCGAGGACGUCGCUGCACAUCGCCCGGACGCUCGUGAUGCCGGCGGCGCUCCGCUUCCAGACGGAGAUGGCGGAGAACAUCGCGGCGAUGCAGGCGGCGGACGUGGAUUGCGAGGACACCCGCGUCGCGCUGGAGGAUUUCGCGGACCUGGUCGUCCGCCUCCGCUCGACGGCCGCGGCGCUGGACGAGUCGCUCAACGGGAUCGAUCACGAGGAGCCGGAAAAGACGGCUUUGCACAUGCGUGACGCGGUCUUCCCGGCGAUGAACGACCUCCGCGAGGUGGUCGACGAGCUGGAGGGCGGAACUUUGAGCCACCCGAUCACCGGGUGGCUUUUUUCUUGGACGUUGGAUCUCCCACCGGAAUCGGCGGUUAUCUCGUCGAGUCCUGCGGUGAUGUGUCGACGUGGCUUAUCCAGCCAUCGCUCUGUGCCGAUCAGAGCCCGGCAAUCCCGCAUUUAUUGCCUCGCCAUCCGGAUUCGCCCCGGAUCCACAUCGCGAGACGUGCUCAGACAGCCAACAGAAGACGAGGUCGAAACGAUGAAGUUCACCAUCCGGAUGAAGCUCUGGCUCGGGUUCAUGGCCAUCGCACUGCUGGGCAUCGGCGCCGCUGGCUUUGCCGCGUACAAGGCCUCGAACGUGAACGCUGAGGUCCGCGAGAUGGCCGAGUUGCGGAACGAGGAGCUCUUCUGGGCGCUCCGGGGCGACCUGUUCCUGCUCCAGGCGCGGACGGACGUCCGGGCGCUGCGGGCGAACCGGUCCAAGGCGGACUACGACGCCGCGGUGGAGCACGCCGGCGAGUUUCAGGACGCGGUGAAGAGCAUCGCGGAGAUCGAGCGUCCGCAGGAUUUCUCUGCGGAGAUCGAGUCGAUGCUCUCCGGCGCUGAUGAGCUGAAGCGACGGAUCGGUGUGAUCUACGACGCGGUGGCGAAGCUCGGCGCCGGAGAAGAGGACGGGCUGAACCACACGCUGCAGCUCGCCGAGGCGGAGCUGUACUCGCGGGCGUACGACACGCGCGACGAGGAAUUCAUGGUGCUCCUGCAGGACACGAUCAUCUCGGGCAAGGAAGCGAUCCGCUACGACAGCGAGAUGGCGCACGAGAAGUUCAACACGGCGUGGGGCGCAUUCAAGCAGUACUACGACGAUUACUCCCUCAUCCUCGAGGACACGCCGGGUCUCACGGAGGCCCUCACGGCGUACCACGAGUUGUACGAGGACUUCCGGCUCACCGACGACCUCAUCGACGAGGAGACCGCGCGGUACUCUCAGCUGGGCGACCGCCUGAACGACGAGAUCGACGCGCUGCGGGACAUCUUCUACGAGCAGUUCCACGGCUCGAAGGCCGCCGCGCUCGGCGACCUGGCCUCGUUCAGAUCGAUGAUGAUCGGCUGCAUCGGGGUCGUCGCGUUUUUCGCACUGGUGAUCGCGAGCUUCAGCGUCCGGACGAUCACGAAACCGCUGAUGGCGCUGCGGAGCAUCAUGUCCGACAUGGCCAGCGGCAAGAAGGACAUGAGCAACCGUGCCGACGACAAGCGGUCCGACGAGCUGGGCGACGUGGCGAAGGCGUUCAACACGUUCGUCGAGCAGCUCCAGGUCUCGCAGGAGCGGGAGCGUGAACAGUCGGACGACCUCAAGGACAAGGUCACGAAGCUGCUCUGCGUCGCGCAGUCGGCCUCCCAGGGCGACAUGACAGCCGAGAAGCCCUACGAGAGCGAGGACGACAUGGGCCAGCUCGCGAACGGGUUCGACGAGAUGUUCGACAACAUCUCCGGCGUGCUCAACGAGGUCAUCGCGGGUUCGGCGCAGAUCGACACCGGCGCCCAGCAGUUCGCCAGCGCGAGCCAGCAGCUGUCCGAGGGCGCGUCGCAGCAGGCGGCGAGCCUGCAGCAGAUCGCCGCGUCGCUCGAAGAGGUGUCCUCGAUGAUCUCCCAGAACGCCGAGAACGCGAAGCAGGCGUCGGCGCUGUCCUCGGAAUCGCAGCAGAACGCCGACCGCGGCGCCGAGGAGAUGGAGGAGAUGAACAAGGCGAUGGACUCGAUCAAGGAGAGCUCGGAAGAGAUCUCCAAGAUCAUCAAGGUGAUCGACGACAUCGCGUUCCAGACGAACCUGCUCGCGCUGAACGCGGCCGUCGAGGCGGCGCGGGCGGGCGAGCACGGCAAGGGCUUCGCCGUGGUCGCCGAGGAGGUCCGCUCGCUGGCGAUGCGCUCCGCUGAGGCGGCGAAGAACACGGCGGAGAUGAUCGAAGAGUCCGUCGAGCGGGCCAACAACGGCGUGCAGAUCGCCGGGCGCGUGGGCGAGGCGCUGAACGAGAUCGUCGGCUCGUCCCGAAAGGUCAACGCCCUGCUUUCCGAGAUCGCCAGCGCGUCCACCGAACAGGCCGAGGGCAUCGACCAGGUGAACAAGGGCGUGAACGAGCUCGACAAGGUCACCCAGCAGAACGCCGGGAACUCCGAGGAGCUCGCGGCGGGCGCCCAGGAGACGGCGGCGCAGGUCGCCUCCCUGCGCGACGUGGUGUCGAGCUUCAAGACGCGUGGCUGCGGCUCCGAGGUCGCGGCCCAGGCCGCCCCGGCGGCGGCGGGCGUCGAGGUCGUUGAGAGCCCGGCUCCCCCCACGAAGGCGGCCGCCCCGGCUGCGGGACCCGCGGAGGCCGUCGAGGAAUCGUUCCCGAUGGACGACGAGGUGUUCGGCAUGUCGCUCAUCAGCGAGAAACAGUUCGAUGUGAUCUCGCGCAUCGCGCAGGAGCACUGGGGUCUGCAUCUCACCGAGAAGAAGAUGCAGCUUGUGAACAACAGGCUCGGGAAGUUCCUGCGCAAAUCGCCCUUCGAGAGCGUCGACACCUACCUGGCGCACCUCUCGGGCUCUCCGAGCCGGGACGACCUGCUCGAGUUCUUCGACCUGCUCUCGACGAACGUGACGAGCUUCUUCCGCGAGAUCCAGCACUUCAACUACCUGGAACGCGAGUUCUACACGGCGCUGUCGCGCGGGAACAUCACCAAGCCCGGCAAGCGGAUCCGGCUGUGGUCGGCGGCUUGCUCCACGGGGCCGGAGCCGUACUCGCUGGCGAUCCAGGCGAUGGAACUGAUGCCGGAACUCCGCGAGUGGGACUUCAAGAUCCUCGCGACCGACCUCUCGAACUCGGCGCUCGCGACCGCGAAGGCGGGGACGUACGCGUCAUCGAUGGUCGAGAAGGUGGACGCGAAAACCGUCGCGAAGUACUUCGACCGCGACUCGUCGAAGGGGCGGGUCCGGGUCAAGCCGUCGGUCCGGGAGCUCGUGACGAUCCGCCGACUCAACCUGAUGGAAUCGUUCCCGGUGAAGGGACCGUUCGACGUGAUCUUCCUGCGGAACGUGAUGAUCUAUUUCGACAAGCCGACGCGCGAGCGUCUGGUGAACCAGAUGUACCGGGUCCUGGGGCCGGGCGGGGUGUUCGUGAUCGGCAGCGCCGAGACGCUCUCCGGCCUGGAUACGCCGUUCAGGAUCGUCGUCGGCGUGGCGGACCUGGCGGUCUCGGACAACCCCGGGAGCGUCCUGAUCACGCACGCGCUGGGCUCGUGCAUCGGGGUGACGGUGUACGACCCGGUCGCGCAGGUCAGCGGGAUGCUGCACUUCAUGCUCCCGAGCUCCAAAACCAACGCCGAAAAGGCGAGGGCGAACCCCUCGAUGUUCGGCGACACGGGCGUGCCGCUGCUGUUCCGCUCGGUGUACGAGCUGGGCGCGAAGAAGGAGCGUCUGGUUGUGUGCGCGGCGGGCGGGGCGGAGGUCAUCGACGACGACGGCCACUUCAAGGUUGGCUCGCGGAACCGCCAGAUCCUCCGGAAGCUCUUCUGGAAGAACGACAUCCUCCUCGAGGCGGACGAGACGGGCGGGAACAUCUCCCGGACGCUCUCGCUCCGCGCGAGCGACGUGAUCCGGCGUCUGGACGAGCUGCCGGCCCUCCCGGAAUCGCUCGUCAGAGUCCGCUCCAUGCUCUCCGGCGGCGACUACAACGUCGGCGAGCUGAGCGAGGUCGUGAAGCGAGACGAGGCGCUCGCGGCGGUCGUGCUCCGGUGCGCGAACUCCGCGUUCUACAAGACCGGGGGGUCGGUCUUCGAUCUGAACCAGAGCAUCGUGCGUCUCGGCGCGGCCGAGCUGAUGCGGCUGGUGACGCGGACGGGCGUGAACAACCUGCUGGAAUCCGGCGGCCGGAGCUACGGGCUGCGACGCGGGCACCUCUCGCGGAGCGCCGUGGGCGGCGCGGCCAUCGCGCGGGCCCUCGCGAGCGAGACCGAUGGCGUCGACCCCGAGCUGGCGUACACGUGCGCGUUGCUGCGCGACGUCGGCAAGCUGGUGAUCGAUUUGCACUCCGACGCCGAGGGGAUCGACACGAGCGACCCGGACGAGUCGGACUUCGGGGAGGCGUGCUUCCUCGCCGUGGAGCGCGUGAAAUUCGGCUUCGACCACACCGAGGUGGGCAGCGCGCUGGCCUCGCACUGGGGCCUGCCGGAGCCGAUCCCGUCGAGCGUGGCGUUCCACCACGCGCCGCCCGAGCCGGGAACAGAAAACCACUCCGCCCUGUUCGACAUCGUGCACGCGGCGGACAUCGUGACGCUCUGGGCCGGCCUGGCCAUCGGGCGUGACGGACUGGCGUACCGCGUCGCGCCGCACGUGCGCGACGGGAUGCUGCACAAGCGUGCGCGGGUCGAGCGGCUGAUCUCCGAGGCUUGGGACGCCGCGUCGCGUGUCGGCGUGAGCUGCAACCUGCUUAUCGUUGAUGAUUCGCCCAUCCUGCGGACGGCGAUCAAGAAGACCGCCCGCCUCGCCGGUGUGAAGGACGAGGACAUCUCCGAAGCCGGCAACGGCAAGGAGGCGCUGGAGGUGCUGGAGAAGCACUGGGUGGACCUGAUCCUGCUCGACCUGAACAUGCCCGUGAUGAACGGCGAGGAGUUCGUCGAAGCGCUCAAGCAGAGCGAGACGCACGCCUCGAUCCCCGUGGUCGUCGUGAGCACGGAGAGCAACCGGGACCGCCUGUCCCGCCUGAAGGACCUCGGCGUCGUGGCGACGCUGCACAAGCCCACGAUCACCCCCAGCACGCUCGCGGAACUCGUCGUCGAGGCGCUCGAGCGCACGGCGUUCCUCCUGACCGACGCGAUGCCGCCCGAGGCGGAGUCGGAGUUCGACCGGCCGGCGUGGUUCUCGACGAUCGGCUACCACGGCGCGUUCGCCGGCUCGGUGUACCUCGCCGCGAGCGACGGAUUCGUGCGCGAGCUGGCCUCGAGCCUGCUCGGGAUCGAGCCGGAAGAGGUCGACAUGGAGAGCCAGGGACGCGACGCGAUCAACGAGCUCGCGAACAUCGUCGGCGGCUCGGUCACGCUCGAGCUGGGCAGCGAGACGCAGCAGUUCAGCCUCGGCCUGCCGGCGAAGGCCGAGCCCGGGUCGAUCCCCAGGCCGGGCGAGCACACGACGCAGUGUUUCAUCGAGUCCGAGGGCGAGCUGCUCGUCGUGACGCACGUGUCGGACGCGUCGGAGGUCUGUGCCAUGACCGCAGGGCAACCCGACGUCGGCGUGCUGAUCAUCGACGAUUCGUCGAUCGUGCGCACGGUGCUCUCUCGUGAACUGGCGCGGGUGCCGGGCAUCCGCGUGCUCGGGACGGCGCCGGACCCCUUCAUCGGUCGGGACAAGAUCCUGGAGCUCCGACCGGACGUGGUGACGCUCGACAUCGAGAUGCCGCGGAUGGACGGGCUGACGUUCCUCCGCAAAAUCAUGAAGUACCACCCGAUCCCGACGAUCAUCGUGAGCUCGCUCGCGAAGGCGGGAUGCGACACGGCGAUCGCGUGCCUGGAAGCGGGCGCGAUCGAUUGCGUGUGCAAGCCAGGGGAGGCCUAUUCCGUGGGCGAUCUGAGCACCGAACUGGCGCGCCUGAUCAAGGGCGCGAAGGGCGUGAAACUCCGCGAGCCGGUCAAGGUCUCGAAACGGACACCGCUCGCGUCGACGGCGAUGAUCGAGACGACGAACAAGGUCUUCGCGAUCGGCAGCUCGACCGGCGGAACGGAGGCCCUCAAGGAGGUGCUCACCCGCAUGCCCAAGACGGCGCCGGGGAUCGUCAUCGUCCAGCACAUGCCCGAGGGGUUCACCAAGUCGUUCGCGCAGCGGAUGAACGAGCUGUGCGAGAUCGAGGUGAAAGAGGGCGAGGACGGCGACUCGGUCAUCCCCGGACGCGCGAUCAUCGCGCCGGGCAACCUGCACAUGCGCCUGGCGCGGAGCGGGGCGAAGUACAUCGUCCGGGUCGCGGACGGGCCGCGCGUCUGCCGGCACAAGCCGUCCGUCGAGGUCCUGUUCGAGACGACCGCGAAGUUCGCGGGGUCCAACGCCGCGGGCGCGCUGCUCACGGGCAUGGGCGCCGACGGGGCGAGCGGAUUGCUCACGAUGCGGAAGGCCGGCGCGUUCACGAUCGCGCAGGACGAGGCGACGAGCGUCGUCUGGGGCAUGCCGGGCGAGGCCGUGAAGCUCGGGGCCGCGAUGGAGGUCCUGCCGCUGGAGAAGGUCACGCAGCGGAUGCUCGACUUUGCCGCGGGGAAGGUGACCGGCGAGAAGAAGGCCGCUCCGGGGUCCAAUGGGCUCAUGGACAGGCUCAAGGUUUACAACUGGCUGGAACGCUCCCGCGCCCGCGUCCUCGAGGACGUGCGGUCGCUGGAUGAAUCGUGCUGGACGAGAUCGUUCGAAAUCGGCGCGGGCUCGCUCGAAGCGGUCCUGAAGCACUGCCUGAUCGCGGAGUGGUACUACGACCACCGCAUGCGAGAGGAGCCGCUCGGGCUCUACGAGACGUGGGAGGUCCGCGACGACACGCCGCUGACGUUCGCCGAACUGGAAUCGAAGUGGGCGGCGCAGGCGGACUCGAUGAAGCGCACGCUCGCGUCGAUCACCGACUGGGACAAGGCGAUCGAGUACGCGGUCCGCGACGACGAGGGGCGCGACCUGAUCGUCUCGUGCACGCCCGAGGGCCUCUUCACGCAGCUCAUCACCCACGAGCCCUACCACCGGGCGCAGGCGGUGAACAUGCUGAAAAAGAUGGGCGUGACGUGCGGGGAGCUGGACUACAACGCGAUGGA
Symbiodinium necroappetens is the source of this 10034-nucleotide messenger RNA. NCBI's taxonomy places the organism in Eukaryota, Dinophyceae, Suessiales, Symbiodiniaceae. The record is from the annotation of a GenBank genome assembly.